This is a messenger RNA of Talaromyces proteolyticus, 1896 nucleotides long. RefSeq lists its product as uncharacterized. The record is from RefSeq and is a predicted model, not a curated record. Bases 498 to 1712 code for a protein of 404 amino acids. Lineage: Eukaryota; Fungi; Ascomycota; Eurotiomycetes; Eurotiales; Trichocomaceae. The transcript has 2 exons. Gene Ontology annotation, cellular component: cytoplasm.
GAUGGUUCCUGACGUCAGCCAGACGUUGUUGGCCUCAGGCUCGGCCGUACGCAGCAAACAGGGACUACUCCACAUAUGACGCCUCCCUCAAACCAGCACACUCACUACUUUUAAGCAUAGCAUUUGCCUCUUGACCACGCAAUUUAUUUCCGUUUCUCUCUCUUUUGCAUAAGGACAAACCUACUUUUCUUCUGGAAAACAGGAAGAAAGUGUAUGCCAUCUAGCGGCAUAAUUAGCUGCAGGGCGGGGAAAGGAUCUCCCUACACGUGAUCUGCCAGCGCGGCAUCUCUCCUUCUGAAGCAUCCAGGAAUCCUGAGACAUUUCUGCAUUCUUUGUUUUGUGUGACAUUAUUUUGAAACAGGGAGAGAGAAAACAAUACCAUUGAUAGUGUCGUCAAAGUUCAAUCGGCCUUCAUUCGUGUCGCCUCAAAUCCGUGGACAUCGUUAUCUGCAUCCCCAGACAUCUCGCAUCCUGGUUCAUGACCCCGCAUCACCACCAUGGCAGCUUCUGAUAGCACCCUUUAUCUUUAUACCUCUCUGACUGCAGGCUCGUCACAUAUUAUCACUGCGACAUCACGACUUGAGACUAUUUUGAAAGCCAACAAAAUCCCCUUCCGGGCCAUUGAUGUUGCCACCGACGAUGCUGCCCGUAGACUCUGGGGGCGGUACUCCAAAGGCCGCAAACUACCAGGUCUGGUCAAGUAUCGCACUAUAAUCGGGGAUCUAGAACAAAUCGAAGAAUGGAAUGAAUACGGGGAACUCAAGAUGGAGAUCGGUGCGGUCACUGACCCGGAUGAUUUCUCUGCCGAUAACAAACCUAGCUCGGAGAAGGCUGAGCCUGUUUUUGCCCCAAAGACUGCACCUCCUGCAGCACCAAUAAACACGACGUCGAGCACCCCCACACCGAAGAGUGCCAGUCCUCAUAUUCAAAUCCAGAACCCCCCAGUAACAGAGACCAAGGAUGACCCACGAACCCUCGCUUUGCGAUUAGCGGGCGAGGAAGCAGCCGCUCGAGCCAAACAGAAUGCGCUCACAAAGCUUGGUACAAAGCCUGCGACAACAGAGGGGGAUGGCAAGGCAGUGCCUGCGUCGAAUCCCAAGGCAAAGGGGACCGAAUCUGCCGAGGACAAGACCAAUCCCGAAGAAUCUCAGCUAAGGGCGUCUAAAGAGGAUUUACCCAAGAAAAUUCCCAGUGCUGCUUCAGCGGCUCUAGACAGAGAGCAGACUUCUUCGCCCUCCACUUCUGCAGAGGGUCGGCGUCGGUCUGUUGCUCCUGAAAUCAUCCCACCCCUCAAACGACCGUCUCUUGCUGACGAGUGCGCUGCUGUGUCUAGCGCAAAUUUCCACGCAGAGAAUGCCGAGGCCUUGGGUCUGAUAGACCACCAUCGUGGGUCCAUAAUUUCGGCUACAACCCAGGACGAGCAAGAUCAGGUUAGAAAGGAUAUUCGGGCAUCGAUUACAGAAGCACCGGACGAUGGUGAUAUCCAAGCGCUGCGAAAGGUAGCUGCGGAGAAGAAAGAUGAAACUAUCGAGGAAGAAGAAGAAGAGAUUGCGGCAGCACAGUCCGACAAGGGAGAAGAAGCGAAGGAUGAAAAAGAAAUAAAAACCGACAAUGCUCCCGAAGCCACGGCUGCCUCCGAGGAAGAGGAGAAGGACACACAGAAGCAGGACCCGAAGGAUGCUACCAAGACUGCUGUUAGUGUUGAAGACUAGUCACGUGCUUGAACCAUUCAUGUGGCCUUUGACUUUUUUUUCUUUGAUGAGGUUUAUGCUUGACGAAAUCAACGAUUCGGCGAAACUUGCGAUACUGAUACCAUGCAGGCUUUUCCAUCCAUACCCUUGUUUUAUUGUCAUCUGCUGCUAUACCGUUGAUUUCAGAUAUGAAUUUGCAUAUCGA